AUGCAACCGACGAGGAUGCUUCGCCUCGUCGAGGGCAAUCUACAAUUCUCCAAAUCGACUUUUCGAGCUCCUUUCAAGGUAAAUUUAUUGUUUUUACCCUCAUUUUGAGUUUUCAAUGAUUUUUAUUGUGGAAAGAGUUGUGUUGGUUUGAAAAUUUGGCCUGGAAAGGAUGGAAAAAUUGAAUAAUUUUUUUCAAAAAAAUGGUGCGUUUUUCAAAGUUUCGAGAGGGUUUUCAAGAGAUUUUUUUCAUGUUUUUUUCAAUUUCCAAUGUUUUUUUAAUGAGAUCGUGGACCUUAUGGAUUUAAAAAAAGAGCUUUUUACCUAUUUUUUUCAAAUAUAUUUGAUUUUUUUCCCGUUCUGAUUGAAUUUUAAGGUUUUUUUCUUCGUCAAGGGAAAAGGUCUUCCAAAAAAGGCCUUCCUUUUUUUCAAGAUUUUUUUUAUCGGAAAGUCAUUUUUUAAGGCUUAGGCUCAGCUUAAAUUAAUUUUUAUUCCGUGAAAAAUGUCUUUUUUUCAUGAAAAAAAGUCAGAAAAAAAGAAGCAUAUCAAAGACUUUUUUUGAACCUUUUUUGGAACUUGAAAAGUGAAUUUUCGUUAUUUUACUGAUUUUAAAACAUUAUUAAUCUUUUUGUUUACUCGAAAAAAAUAGAUUUUAUUCGAUCAAAAGUUUAUUUUUGAGCCCAGAAACUUUCUUAAGUUGGGAAAUUCCAUCGUUUUUUUCCCUCUAAAUAAUUUUCAAGGAGAUUCUCAAUAAAGUUGAAAGAUUUUUAUUUGAAACUCGUAAAAUCUGGUCGGAAAAAUGACUGAUGAGAAGAUUUCCGUUUUUUUAUAAUUUUUUUCUUCGAUUUUUUUAACUUCCUCCUUGUGAAAAAAAGUGUCAGAAUUUGAUAAAAAUGGCUAUUUUUCGAGUUUUUUUCAAAAAUUUGAUAGUUUUCCCCGUUGCUAGAAGAGUUUAUCCAUUGAGUAUGCAUUAUGAAAACUUUGAAAAAUCGCGAAAUUUAAAAAAAAAAAUCGAAAAGAAGUUUCAAAAAAGAAAAAAACUGAAACGAUACUAGUUACUUUGAAGACCAGAACCUUGAAAAAUAGUUUUCAACUCAAAUUUUCUAGGUCCACUGCCUGAAAUUCAGUCCGGCCAAUGAUUUGCUGGCAAUCGGGGCGCGAAAUGGCGAAAUUAUGCUCAAACGGACGUCGUGGAAGAAAAUUUGGAAGGUUUUUUUUUCGAUUUUCAAUGAGUUUAAUCGGGAGGAGGAUGAGCUUAUUCUUGAAAAAAAAAAGGAAAAAUUGAAAAAUUCCUCCAAAAACAGCUUAGGAACUCCAGAGUGGUCCCUAUAGGAGCAACCUUAUGGAUCUUUGGAGGGUCCCCUAUAGGGGCCACUAAAGCUCGCAAAAGUGGUCCCUAUAGGGGACAUUCAAGUCGAUAUUCGAUGUGAACUUUCCAUGCGAAAACUGGAAAAAAAACUUUUUUUGAAUAAAAUUUGACCCCUAUAGGGACCACUUAAGCUUUAGGCGCUAAUGGGGUCAUACCUUUGAACCCCUUCAGGGACCACCUCAAUUUAACCCCUAUAGGGACCACUUUUUCGGCCCCACUAAGGGCUGUUUUUUACCUAAUCCCUAUGGGGACCACUCUAAAAAUUCUAAGAAAGGUAUUUCUAUGCUAUUUCUUGAAGAGGUUAUCCUCCAGGGUUGCAAGUGGAAGGAUUUUUUUCUCUGGGAAAACUUCCAGUGAUCCCUUUUGGAUAUUGACGUUUUAGUGGCCGCUAUAGUGGUCACUCAAGGGGCUAAAAGUUAGUGACCUUUUUAGAAAUCGGAGAGGUACUACUAGGCUAUUCAAGUUACUAUAGUGGGCACGAAGAUACGAAAAGUGACUUCUAAAGAGAUUCUUCAAGUGGCCGCUUUAGGGUUUUGACUUAUUCGUGGCCUCUUUAGUGGUAGAAUUAGGGGUCACUUAAGUGGCCUGUUUAGAAGUCUUAGAGGUACUACUAGGCUACUCAAACUACUAUAGUGGGCCCUAAGGCAUGAAAAGUGGCUACUAUAGAGAUGCUUUAAGUGGCCACUUGAGGGUUUUGUACGUUUUAGUGGUAUCUUUAGUGGUCGAAUUAAUGGUCACUUAAGUGGCAUCUUUAGAAGUUGGAAAGAUUUUACUAGGUUACUCAAACUACUAUAGUGGGCACUAAGACACAAAAGGAUGGCUUCUAUAGAGGGGGUUUAGUGGCCACUCUAGGGGUUUACCGGUUUACUGGAAUCUUUGGUGGUUGACUUAGGGGUCACUAGAGCACCCUCUAUAGAUUUAGUGAUCACUUAAGUGGAUUAAGUUAGUGGCCUCUUUAGAAGUCGGAGAGGUGCUACUAGGCUACUCAAACUACUAUAGUGGGCACUGAGACACAAAAAAUGGCUUCUAUAGAGAUGCUUCAAGUGGCCACUUUAGGGUCCUCUCCAAAUAGUCCUUCAAGAACCACUUAAGUGGCUACUAGAAAUCCCCUCAGGAACGCGGAAAGGAAGGCGGAAUUCCGUGCAACCCUUCCAUAUUCUUUCAAUUGACCAGUGGCACUUUUGCAAGGUUAAAUGAUCCCUAUAGGGGCGGGUAGAGUAUUUUUUUUUUCAUGACCUUAUAAAUCCACAAAAUCGGCUUUCAGAUCAACGUUUCCUUGAUCGGAACUCUGGGAGUCGCCUUGGAAAAAGCCGGAUCCCUGGACUGUUUGGAAUUCUCCCCGGACGGACUUUUACUCGCCGCCGCGUUGAACAAUGGCCACGUUCAUAUCGUCGAUAUCGAAACUGGCUUCGUGAAACACAGUUUGAGGUGAAUAAUAACCAGAAAACUGAUUAUUUCCUUGUGAAAUGAAGGGAGAAAUCGAAAACUUUGGCCAGAAGUGAUACGGAAAAUUUUUUUUUCCAUAAUGUUGGCUUAAAAAGUAAUCACUAUGUAACGAGGGGGACACUCUGAAAAAGAUGCUGAUGCAUAAUAUUUGAAAGAAUGGUAUCAAUCAAAUAAAAAUUUCACAUGAUGGUAAACCCAGGAAGAAUUUGCCAAAUUAUUCAAAUAUUCCGUUUAAAGUCUCCAUUUCGAAACUUCCACCUAGAGCCAGGUCCAGCUUAAAUAUCAGCUACAUUCUGAGCUCGUCAAGGCGUAAACUAGAAUACCAAGGCGUAGGGCUUGAAGAGCGCGCUUUCAACUUGAUCAACUACACGUUUGAUCUUCUACUGGGAAUAUUUCUAGUGGCCACUAUAGAGGCUCGCCAAGGACCUUGGAGGGGACACUGAAAUGGCCACUAAACCCACCUUUAUAGUGGCCACUAUUUUCCGUUUUAGUGGCCACUUCAGUAGUCUUUCAUCCAGUAUUCCUUCCAGUAACUCUGAUAAUUUUGAAACAAACAGAUUGGACCAGUUAUGUUGAUCCAUAGACCCCUAAAGUGGUCACUAAAGUUUUUAGUGGUCUAGUAGUACCACUUAGACCUCUAUAGUGACCACUAAUAUUCAACCCCUUAAGUGGUGACUAAUUUGACUACUAUAGUGGCCAGUAAAACGUCAAAACCCUAUAGUAGCUACUGAAAAUUUUCCCAGUAUUUGCCAUAGCUUCGAAAGCUCUUGUUCACCGCCCAGUUGAAUAUCAUUGACUAAAACAACAAAAUAAAUCAUUGAUUGAUUAAAAAAUAUAUUUGACAUUUGAUUGGUCAAUCUAUAGGAAUUUGUAUGAUAGAUUUUUUGGUCAAAUCCCAUGGAACGGCUUUUGAGAAUUUCUUCUUUAUUCAUAAGUUCUCUGAAACGUAACAGCGAGAGGAAAUUUCUAGAAAUGCUUGAAAACUUUCUGAACACGUUUUAAAAAAAUUACUUCUGUCGAUAGGCCUGAAAAAAUCUUUAAAGGCCCAGAGAUAUCGAAAAACUUGUUUUUUUCGAAAUAUAUGUCUAUUUUUCAUUUUAAAGUUUUCCUGAGCAUCUUCUAAGACUUAUAGAAAAAAUAUAUUAUUUUAAACUUCGGAAAAUUUUCAAGCUCUUCUAAAAAUUUCUCCUCGCUGUUACGUUUCAGAGGACUUAUAAAUAAAGAUCAAAUUCUCAAAAGACGCUAAUUAGAAGUUCAAACGUGUAGUUGAUCAAGUUGAAAAGCAUGGUCUUAUGGUCCUACGCCUUGACGAGCUCAGAAUGUAGCGGAUCUUCAAGCUAAACCAUGCUCUAGGUGGAAGCCUCGGAUUGGAGAAUCUACAAGGAAUGUUUAUAGCCUGUGUACCAGGAUAUGGAAUUUCACCAAACGACAUUCCGCUGUGCCGCUGCGCGCCUUGGCCGCGCUUUUAAAAUUUUUUCUUUUAUUUCAUUAAGCUACUCGAAUUACAUGUGCUCCCAAAGCAAUAACAAUCAAUUGAAAGCGUGACCUAGAUUCGAAAGACGCUUCGCGAACGCACGCAGCGGAACUGCGGAAUGUCGUUCGGCGAAAUUUCAAGUCAUGGAACACAGACUAUAAAAAAAUCGGCGAAUUUUUCCUGUUUGUCUUCUUCUUCUUCUUCUUCUGCUCCUUGUCCCGCUUAAGCGGCUUGACCUCCCCAAGUCAAUUAGCCGAGGUCCUAUCCUGAUAUCACUGAUAAUUAGUGGACUGGUUCUAGGGAAAUAUCCGUCCUUGGCUGGGGAUUUUGAAGUCGUGGUUUCCCACUACCAACAUUUCUUAGACCCCUUGGUUGGGCUGGGGAUCGAACUUGUGACCCUGUGGACCAUGGGAUGAGCAUGACUGGUGACAGCCAAGUCCCCCCUCCCCCCUAAUACCGAGCCCCCCUAAUACUAAGCCCCCCUCCCCCUAAUACCAAACCACCCCCCGAAUGCCUAGUUCCUCCACCCCCACCCCGCCCCAGCUCCAUUUUGAAGAAAAAGAUUUUUUUAAAGUUGAUUUAUUGAAUUACGUGAACGCCGAAGGAUGUGAAAGUUCUUUUUUUCCGAUCACUUUUUAAAAAAAGUCGCUUCUGCCAAUCAAUUGAGCUUUUUUUCGCCAAGCCCCCCACCCUUUUCAGGUCCCGCCGAGACUAUCCCAUCUAUGCUGUGGACUGUAGACAAGCACAUAACCUGUUGCGUAUCAGUCAUUUUGUGGCUUCCAAUUUACCGCCUUUGACGAACUAGAAGUUCAAACGUGUAGUUGAUCAAGUUGAAAGCAUGGUCUUAAGGCCCUUCGCCGCCUUCUUCUGCGUGUAGUCCAUUCAUUCCAUUCCUUAAAAAGUUUUCAUUUUUUCAACGAAACAGAUUUUUGAAGGAUCGGCGAAACGACUUUCCCUCCGAGUGUACUAAAACUCCGCUGGUGCAAAUACGACGAGGCGAUCAGUGAACCGGCGGAUCUCGUCGGGAAAUUGAGGAAAAGAGCCAGCGAAAACAGAAAAAAUAAUGGUGAGGAAUUCUUAUUCUACAAAAAAAAGAGUUUCGCUGAAGAAAUUUAUUUUAAAUCAGUGCUUCGAAGUCUUCAAAUAACCUCUUUUUGCCGAUUAUUUGGGUAGUUUUGCUUCUUGAUCAAAAAACACGGAAUUUUCGAAUCUCUAUCAGUUUCAGAUCCUCGCGUCGCGCCGAAAACCAGAGAAGGAAUGCCAGAACCCGAAGACGUUGCCUUCAUAUGUGACCACUUGAAGGAGGUACUAGUCUUUUUUUCGGAAAUACUCUCGUUAGAAGAAAAAAUUUUGAACCGUUUUUUUUGGAGAUUUGCGAAGUUUGGUCAGUUUUACAUUGAGCAAAAUAUCCGAAGGUGCCAAAUUUUUGCCCUUAGGAUAUACAGAGUGGUCUCUCUAGGGGAAAAAAAACCACUGUAGGGGUCGGAAAGUGGUCCCUCUAGGGGUAAAAUAAGGGGAGACCAAUAGGGAUUUAGAAUCUGAUUCCUGAGCCCCUAAAGCUCAAGUGGACCCUAUAGGGGUUUCCUCUCAGUUUCCUUAAAAACGCUGAUUUAUUUUUUUUCGCAUGAAAAUGCUUCUUCGCUUAGAGGUUAUAAGAAAUAUCGACCAGCAUGUCCCCUAUAGGGACCACUUUUGCAAGCUUUAGUGUCCCCUAUAGGGGUUGGUAACGUGGUCCCUAGAAGGACCCUAAGGUUGUCCCUAUAGGGACCACUCUGGAGUUCCUAAAGCACCCCAAAUAGAAAUCAACUGCAGGACUCGACAACUCUCCGAGCGGAAGACGGUCAGCUCGAAGCUUUGAACAACAGCUACGUCAAGUUGGAGCAGUUCAACGCGUCCUACCGGGACACGGUCCUCCUCGUCGUCCGCGACGAUCUGAAAGUCUCGGUUUUGGCCGCCGGAGUCCUUCCCUUGUCGGAGAUUGACUUCGUGCCGGUUUUGGGUGAGUUUUAAAAAAAUAUGGGGGCUUUAGGUCUCAUUUUUUUAAGAAAAAAAUUCUCUAACAGAAACCAUUUUUUUAUCUCAGAACCCCUGGAAGUAUCCCCAAUCAUGCUCUACGAUGCCAUUUUUUCGCGCUCUGUCGGCGGGAUUACGGUAGCCGCAACGACCUGCGGACCACGCCCCUUUUGUGGAGAAGACCCGGGGGUUACUGUAACCGUAGAAUACCUCAAUAAUCUUCUGGAAGAUUUGCAGGUCUUCGGAAAACCGACACAGAAACCCGGCUCGGAAAACUGCGUCCACACGCACAUCUACAACUUCAAGUUCGAAUUGCCCCAUCCGGAGAGGAUCUGGGACGUGGCCUUCAGGUGAAAAAGAGGGAGAAAUGAGGGUUUCAUUGGGAUAUGGGAGAAAUAAGGGAUUAUUUGAGAGGAGAAGUAGGAAGAAUGAAGAGGAACUGCCAAAAAAAGCAGAGAUUUGGGAUUUCUGAACAAAAGUUUGUCCUUCUUUAUGAUUUGCUUUGAUAAGUCUUGAAAAAAAGAAAAAGUAAAAAAAUUCGAAAAAAAUCGAGUUAAAAAUCUAAAAAAAUCCGGUAAAUGGCCACGAAGGGUGAAAAAAAAGACAGAAAAAUUAAGCUCUAUGCAAAUUUUAAAAAGAAUUAUUAAACGAAUUUUCAUUUUUCAGCUUUAAUAAUUUUCCUGUUCAUUUUAGUGUUAUAAUUUUCAAAAGAAGUUAUUUUAACAUUGAUUUUUAAAAAUGUAUCAUAAUAAAAGCCUAUAAAUUUGGCGUUUUAUUGACUUUUUCGAGUUUUUCUCUACGGUUAGAUAUAAUUUCUUGUGUGAAAAGUAAUUUUUGAGCGAAUAUUUGCACCAGAAAACUACGCUCUAGUAAUUAGGGAAUUUCUCGAAUUUUUCCGACCAGUUUAUAGUCUGUUCAGAUUUCAAAUGUCAGGUCCUCGCUCAAGCUCCGCCCAUAAUGGUGCGAUAAACCAAUCAGAGAGCGUUUUCGAAUGACGUCAUUCAACUUGACAUUCAAAAACUGAACGGACUUAAAAUUUGAAUGUCAAGUAAAAUGACGUCAUUCAAAACGCUCUGUGGAUGGCUCGCUCUCUGAUUGGUUUAUCUCGCCAAUAGGGGGCGGAGCUUGAGCGAGGACUUGACAUUUAAAAUCUGAACGGACUUUACAUGUUAAAAAACUGAUUUUCCAGGUACCUCCGAAUGUGCUACUCGGUGAUGCUCUUCAAAACGAGUUUCGAAACGACGCAGAAAAAUUGGGCCAAUGAGAUGACGGUGUGUAUCGGAAUGCUUUCUUUCCACAGAAAUAGAUAUCUUUAGUGUCUGCAAAAUCGAUUCGACAGGGUUCCUCGUCGGUGCAGAUCGGAGACGUUCUUCUGGACGUCCUCAUCGCCGGAGCCUCGGACUCGGCCGGAGAAUCGUAUUUGGAGCGAGGGAUGGGUCCCGACGGAACCCAGGCGAUGCACGAUUUCCUGGAAAGGCAUUUGACGUCGGUUUUUCGACGAACCAAAAAAAAAAUCAAGAAAAAUGUUGAAAAAAUGAUCUAUAGUAGAUAGUGAAAUAACGAAAAAAAUAAUUGAUUAUGAUCUCGAGAAAAUCAAUAAUCCAAAGGUUCGGAUCAUGAUUUUUGAAAGUUUCUAGAGAAAAAUUUGAAAAAAAUCUCUUUUUCUGGUUUUUCAGAUUUUAAAAAUAAGAAACUGAGUUUUUCAUUACGUGCUAAAGUAUAUAAGAGUGUUUGCUCUUCUCUAAGUGGUCACUGAAGGGAAAGUAGAGCUUUUUUCUCUUUAGUGAUCACUUAAUGAGGUGGACUACUCCAUCGCCUUUAUUCUGAGUACGUUGGAAAAAUUUUUAGUGGCCACUAUAGGGUUUUGACGUUUUGGUGGUCGCUAUAGUAGUCAAAUUAGUGGCCACUUAAGGGGUUAAAUAUUAGUGGCCACUAUAGAGGUCAAUAAAUCAACAUAACUGGUCCAAUCUUUUUUUUUUAAUUAUUGAGCUCGUCAAGGCUUGAAAGAGAAUACCAAGGCGUAGGAUCAUAAGACCACGUUUUCAACUUGAUCAACUACACGUUUGAACUUCUAAUUAGCGUCUUUUGAGAAAUUGAUCUUUAUUUAUAAGUCCUCUGAAACGUAGCAGCGAGGAGAAAUUUUCAGAAAGGCUUGAAAAUUCACUGAAGAAGCUUUAAAUAAUAUAUUUUAAGUCUUAAAAGAUGCUCAGGAAAACUUUAAAAUGAAAAAUAGACAUAUAUUUCGAAAAAAACAAGUUUUUCGAUAUCUCUGGGCCUUUAAAGAUUUUUUCAGGCCUAUCGACAGAAGUAAUUUUUUAAAACGUGUUCAGAAAGUUUUCAAGCAUUUCUAGAAAUUUCUUCUCGCUGUUACGUUUCAGAGGACUUAUGAAUAAAGAAGAAAUUCUCAAAAGCCGUUCCAUGGGAUUUGACCAAAAAAUCUAUCAUACAAAUUCCUAUAGAUUGACCAAUCAAAUGUCAAAUAUAUUUUUUAAUCAAUCAAUGAUUUAUUUUGUUGUUUUAGUCAAUGAUAUAAUCAACUGAGCGUUGAAAAAGAGCUUUCGAAGCUAUGGCGAAUACUGGGAAAAAUUUUUCAGUAGCCUCUAUAGGGUUUUUGACGUUUUACUGGCCACUAUAGUAGUCAAAUUAGUCGCCACUUAGGGGUUGAAUAUUAGUGGUCACUAUAGAGGUCUAAGUGCUACUACUAGACCACUAAGAACUUUAGUGGCCACUUUAGGGGUCAAUGGAUCAACAUAACUGGUCCAAUCUGUUUGUUUUAAAAUUAUCAGAGUUACUGGAAGGAAUACUAGAUGAAAAACUACUGAAGGGGCCACUAAAACGGACAAUAGUGGCCACUAUAGAGGUGGGUUUAGUGACCACUUUAGUGUCCUCUCCAAUAGUCCUUUGCGAACCUCUAUAGUGGCCACUAAAAAGUUUUCCAGUGAAGCAUUUAAGAAAAAGUUCUAACACUGGUAAGGCUUCCGGACGUUCCUGAGCCCUUUAGUGAUUACUGUAGAGGUUCCGAAGCACUUAAGUGGUCACUUGAUGACUAUGAUACACUUUAACAGCAGGGUUGUUCAAAAUCUGAUUUUUUGAGAUGAGAGGAGAGAAAUUCUCAAAAAAUGAAGACUCAUCUUAAAAAAUCGAUAUAGAUUCAAGAAGUUUACUAGAUAUCUUGAGACGAGACUUUUACGCCUUGAAAUCAUUAUAAAAUUGAAAAAUUCAUAUAUGAUUUAACGGAAUUUUCUUCAUUGAAAGUCUCCCGUUCGAAAUGAAUCCUAGUCCCGAUUUUCCGAGACGAGACAUUUUGAGACUUGUCUUAAAAUGAGUAGAGACGGGAUCUUUCCGAGACAUUUCGAGACAAAAUCAAGUUCUCGACUAUUGUCUUAUUAUUCAGUUAUUUUAUCUUUUUUUUUCCGAGUAUUGAUCUAUUGAACCGAUUUUUGUCUUUGCAGAGCCCUUGUCCACGUCGUCAGAGGCCAACUGUCGUCAGCCGCCAGAUCUGUCGCUUUUCACAUGUCCGAAUUCGUCAAACUCGUCGAUACCAUCAAGUUCAACUUGGACACCAAGAACAAUGCCUUGUGAGCAAAAACAUUCGAAAUAAACACGGAAAAUGUCAAAAAUGCGAAGAAAUCCAAACAUUUCUCAUACCUAACUUUUGUGUAAUAUCGUUUUCUGUUUUGAAAAAAAGUAAUUCAAAUUCCAGAGAUAUCAUCCUUCGACCAGUCUACGACGACACCAUCACCUCGGCUUCCGCUUCGAGAAGCGAAAGUUCUGAGAGAAUCGUCUCCUCGGCGACAUCGCCAAUCCUGGAUCAACUCAAGCGAGAUCGCGUCCGACUGCAGCACAAAGUGUCGCAACUCUGCACGGCUUCUGUCGCUAAUUUGUAAGUUGAAGAGAGAAGAAAACAAUUAUAAAAUUGAAGAAAAAUGAGAAAAAUUGAUUUUGCGCGUAAAGCGGCGUUUUAGCCGCAUACACCGUUUGCGAAUUUUGCACAGAGUAAACUUCAAAUUACGCGCAAAGUUCGUAAAUCGUCUUUUUCUUCAAGUAUUUUCGUUUAAUCGAUUCGUACUAAGUUUUUUGCGAUAAGGAAUUUUUGAUGAAAUUCAAGAGAGCAAGGAAUUUUUUACUUUCUGUAUGUGAUCCUCUAAUAGUUCUAGAACCAUUUUUCAAAAAAUUCAUGACAAAAUAUGGCAGAUCAAAGAAAUUAUUGAUAUAAUCAGUUGAGUAAAAAUUUUAAAUUUUUGAAGCUGUUAUUUUUUAAUUUCUUUAUAUCUUUAUUUAUUGGCACUUUUUAGAAGGGAACAGCUUUUUCCAUCAGUGACUGUUUUUUUUUUUCAUUUUCGUAAGUUUCAGGUUUAUUUUUCAUCAGAUUUCCGAUAAAAGUUGAUUAAAUGAAGUAUUUCCAGACAUGAAAUGGUGCAGUUGGUCCGUUGGCUGAUGCUGAUCCCAGCAAACGCCAGGACGGCCAAAGUAAAUUUGAUGGUUCAGAGUCGUCGGAUCGACAUUGCUCAGUUGAUUAGGGUGGGUUUGAAGGAUCUAUAGGCGGCUGGCAGUCUAAAAAGAGUCCUGACACGAUUUUAAAAAAUGAGUGGUGCCGCUGGAGAGCGUAGAAAGGCCACGCCCCUUAAAAGGGAGGUCAUUUUGAAGAGAAAUCCUGCAAAAUGGAUGAGGACCCUGGCUAUAGGUUCCGCAAGCAAGGUUCUUACUGGUUGCACCAUCAAGCCGGCUGACUGAGGAAGGCCAGGUCCUGAUAACCAAUUUCAAUUUCAAUUUAUUCAGUCUUCAGAGUAAGUUGUAGAAAAAGUCUCUGCUGAAUCAUGCUAUAAUCGAAGAGUCAGUCGUCGGCGCGGGUUACGGUCCACAAUCGUUGUAAAAUAAGUCCCAGCGUAACAGCUAGGGUUGGGAAAUAAUGUGGUCCCGUUGGUAGUACCAGCGAAUAAACUGCUUCACCAUGUUGGAACAGUACGGCGCCCAGCUUGUCUAGGGCUGACGGGCGUCGAAAUAUUAUCCCAUGAGAGAGCGGCAAUGAGACCGACUAGUCGACCUGAUGAAAUGAGAUAAUAAUAAUCCUGAUAACCGCUCGAAAAUAAAUAUCUCCUAAACUAGAAGUUUGCGCAGGUAGCCACUAUGUGGAUCUUCAUUCUGACUUUCAAAGAGUUUUUGAGCAUUGUUAUAGAAAAUUCCAAACGCCUAAGUAAAGUGACCUCCCUUGCUACCCGUGAAUCAGAAAACUUCAAAAAAAAAAAUUCCGAAAGUUGUUUUUUGAACUGAUUUUCUUUUCCAGUACAUUCUCAACACUUUUAUCGUUGAUGAGACAAAGCGAAAAAGUUAUGAAGAGAUCCUCUUCGAUUUGGAUGGCUUUAUUGAGGUUUCCCCAUUUUUUCCAAAACUAAGAAGUAUAUGUUUUCUCAGAGAUUGGUCGAAAAGGACGAGGAGAGCGAUUUCGACGAGUUGGAGUAUUAUAAUGAGGCCAAGGUUUUUUUCUCCUAUUUAAUUCCUAAAUGAAGUUUCUAGGAACAAGCUGCUGUUGAUCACGCCGAGAUCAAGAAGGAAUUGUUGGCUUUGAGGCCGGAGUAUAUUGGAUUAUAGUGAGUUUUUAUGAUAGGAAAUUGAGAAAAUUGGGAAUUUUUCGGAAAGGAUACCAUUAAAAAAAUUUCGCUGCAUUUAAAAUUUUUUUCCGAAUUCAGUCCGUUUUUUGCGACUUGAAAGGGCCUCUACCCUCUCAUUUUGACGUGCUGUUUCCAUGCUUCUCUAACCUCACCGGUAAGGGAAUAGAGACGCUAGGAAAAAUUUCAAACCAUGGCGAAUGGAUUUUUGAGAGAAAAUAGGGAAUUUCAAGGUUAGGGUUCCAAAAAAUUUAUUUCAUGGAAGGGUGAGAAAAUUUCUACAUUGAAAGAAAGUCCAGAAAUUCGGGUUUAUUUUGGGAUCAAUAAAUUCAGAAAGUCAUUUUGCAGAAAGAAAAGAGUUCAAUUUACUUCAAGCUCAUUUUUUUUCUCUUCUAUGGAUUUUUUAUAUUUUAAGUAUCAUUUUUAAAUAUCAAUUCAAUGAUUGUAUUGUUACGGUAUCGAAUUCUUUACGAUUUUUCACGACUACGGUACGAUUUCUUUACGAUUUUUGACGAUUACGGUACGAUUUCUUGACGAUUUUUCACGAUUACGGUACGAUUUCUUUACAAUUUUUCACGAUUACGGUACGAUUUCCAGCCGAGACGCGAAUCGAUCAAAAUCCUCUAUAACCAAAAGAAUGGGUCUUGAUGAGAAUGCGUCGAUCAUGGUCGUCGGAGCUGAAGAUGGAACCGAGUUGGACAGGAUUUGCGUGGAUCGGGUAGGUUUAAUAGAAAAAUAUAAUCUGAUAUCAGAAAAAACUAGCUUUUUCUCUUUCUAAUGAGAGAAAAGUUAUCGAAUUUCUGAGGGAAAAUUAGAACGAAUAAUGCAAAAUUAGGUGAUAGGCCUUUUUUUAUCAAGAUUGGCUCAUUUUUGCGCGGGUCUGGAAGUUUUAUAGUCGAAUCUAGCCUUUUUGAGCUUUUUGUCCUUUUUAAAUAGUAACUUAACUUCAUAAAUUUUUCUCAAUGAGGAAGAAAACAAUUAUAAGUUAUAGAAAAUAGGCUUUUUCUCUCCGAACGGCUCAUUUUUCAUACAGUUCUGGAAUUUUUAUGGAACAUUUUAGCCUUUUUUGAGCUUUUGAUCCUUGUAAAGUAUAUAUUUUCACCAUAGGACAAAGAAAAAAUGAUGAAAAAUUUUUCAAGAAAGUAGACUUUUUCCUCCUGUUAGAGCAAAAAAAGUUAAAAAAAUGCAGAAAUAUAGUCUUUUUUUAUCUAGAUUUGUUCAUUUCUUCUUACGGAGAACCGGAAUUUUCAUAGAAUUCUUUGUAAAAUACUGACUUUUCCUCCUUAAUUCAUGUUAUUUUUGAUAGAAAAAAAAAUGAAAAAAAACAUUGAAAUGGGCUCUUUUCUCCAGAUCGGCUCAUUUUUACACAUUUCCUGAAUUUUUAUAGCUAAUUCUAGACUUAUUGAGCUUUUAAAAAUUCAAAAAUAUGUCUAAAAGAAAAUGAAUUUUUUCCCCCAGAUCGGUUCGUUUUUCACCGAUGAGCUCUCGGCCAAGUCUCUGGAGGUGAUCGGCGAACGGGACCACCUCCUCGACGGGCUUUUUCCGACCGGCGGAAGCCCGACGGACGCCUGCAGGACCUACGGGCUGACCCGAGUCUUCCGAGAACUCUGCGAAACUGUCCAGGAGGCGCCCAGUGUCCUCGACGCCUUGAAAUUGUCGAAAGGACAUUUGGAAUUGGUGAGUUUCUGCGGAGAUUCAGGCAAAUAAAAUUGCCCGGAAAGGUUUAUUGUUUCGGGGAAUUCUUUGAUGUACCUGAAGAUCUUGAAAAUCGCAGUUUGUCUGAACAUCCAGUUUUCGGGAUAUAGAGGCUCAAAAUAGCCUCUUUCAACGGAUUUUAAUAGGUUUCCUUGACUUUAAGAUGAUCUUAGGAAGUUUUGAAGCUUGAAAUUUUCAGGGAUAAAAAAUAGAAAACACAAGGAAACUCUCCAUUGAGAUUUCUCAUUAAGUUCACCGAAAAGGCCCUUUUUAUUGGGUUUUUCCACCCUGGAGAUCCCUCGGAUGUGAAAAAGAGAAUUUAUUUUGGUGCAAGAACAAAACUGAUUUAGAAGAAAAGAAAAUUGUAUAUUAGCUCCUUUUGAAGCGUACUCGAAAACCGCUCUUUUCUUGAAAAUGAGAUAUUUCGGGCAAUUUCUAAUUUAACGCAAUUGCAUUUUUAACUAGACAGUGGGGUUUUUUUCGAAUUUCAUAUCAAGUUUUGGCUGUCCGUUUUUUUUCACUAUUUAGAAUAUGAGUUUCUUUGGAAAGAGUAAUAAGAAAAUAUCAAAAUCAAAGUUAAAACAAUAACAAAUGAUUAUUUGACUUUAAAUAAAAUAUUUUCGAAGUCAUUCCUUUUUAGAAGCCUUCAAAAAACUUAGCCUUCGAGUCUUCAACAUUUUUUUUAAUCUAGCAGAUUCGAAUUUUCCACAUUUUUUCACGUUUUUCUAGGAUUGGGCCUACGAAGUGGAAACGUCCAAACAGCACCAAGGAUUCCAGAACAUUGAACUGCUUCCUUUCGUCCCCCACGUCGAUGAACAAGAACCCGCGGAUCAGUCUCUGGCUUGUCUUUUCGAAGAUCCCAUCAUGGAGAUGUUCAAGUGAUUAUUUCGGAACUCUGGUCCCUAUAGGGACAACCUUAGGGGCUCUUGAGGGUCCCCUCUAGGGGCUAAUGGGUCAGACCGUAAAUCCCUAUAUGGACCACCUUGAUUUUACCCCAAUAGGGACCACUUUUCGGACCCUAAAGGUCAUGUAAUCUCUAGCGAUUAAAUUCCUAAUUAUUUUGCCUCCCAGCAGCGCAUCGUAGCGCAGCUGGUUGUGAGCCUGGUUACGGUUCAAAGGAUCACAAGUUCGAUCCCCGCCGCCACCUAACCACGGCUUUAUUAUUCCCAGCAGACUUACGCUUCAGGCUGGACAACCCGGACUUUGGGCCUCUUUUGCAAAAAAUCCCGCGCGGGCUUGGGCCAAAUCAGGCUUCAAAUUAAAAUUCAAUAUAAUUUUCUUCCCUACCCAAAUACUCAAAAUCAUGUUCAAUUUUGAGUCAAUAACGAACCGAAAACGUAAUUUUUUGGGUCUGAAUUUUGACUUGAAGAAAAUCUUCUCUGGGCCGCUCGUUUUUGGUAGAGGCGUCUCUAAGGCCGGGCCUGGUUGGGCGGACGGGCCGGCCCUCACACAAGCCUGAGACCCAGCCGUUCCACUCUGAGGCGGAUGUCUCACUAGGGCCGGUCCCCAGAUUUUAGUCUGUGUACCACGACUUGGAAUUUCACCGAACGACAUUCCGCUGUUCCGCUGCGUCGCGAGGCGUCUUUAAUUUUUCCAAUUUAUUUAAGAAGUCGACCAACACGUGUUCUUAGUGGAACAGUCCAUCUAUCAUAAAUUAGAACCAAUUCAAAGCGAGACCGAGGCUCGCAAAGACGCUUCGCGAGCGGAACAUCGGAAUGUCGUUCGGUGAAAUUUAAAGUCGUGGUACACAGACUAUAUCACAGAUAUUAGGGCAGAUCCACUCGGGGCCCGCUAAACGCUUCGAGGGCAAAAAAAAGAAGAUUUAUUUUUUCCCAAGAAAAAAGCCGAAUUUCAGAGACGAACGGGAGCAGCGGAGAGCGAAAAAGACGUACAGACACCGGUUCAGCGAAGAACCCAAUGGAAAUUUGAUGGCCAAAAGGGCGCUCCAUGUGAUGGGAACCACGAAAUACGCCUUCUACGCCCUCACUUUGGUCCCGAACUUCGAGGGACUCAUUUUGGGGGAUCGAGAACCCGGCCUACAGUAUGAUCAGUCUAUCAUUUGCCGCAUUGAUGAGACGGUGAUUUUUUGAGACUUUCGGGAAGAAAAUUGACAAAUUCCACCUUAAUGAGUGGAAGCUGCACGGAGAGCGCUUGAAAAAUGAUGAGAAUAGAAAAAAACCCUAAAGUGGCCACUAAAUUUCAAAAGGCCGUUGAAAACUAACGCUUCAGAGAGUACUUGGUUUAGAAUUUAAAAGAAAAAAUUCUCAAGUGGCUACUUCAGACUUUUCAGUCUGUGCUUCUUAAAUUUUUUGAAGUUUUUUUUUUCAAGGUUACGGUCUCUUUCAACAUAGUUUUUUUUUAAACAGGAAUUUAUUAAUAUUUUUAAAAUUAUUCUGAACAGGUUGUAAUGAUCUUUUUAUUGAACAAGCACCAAUUAUCUGAGAAAAAAUCAUCCAUUUUAAACUUAAUUCAUCAUUUUCAAUAUAUAACUUGACAAAAACCAAUUUUCAGACUGGCCUGGAGAGCCUCGUCGAGCAGGAGCACAAGGAAAACGUUAAUAUUGAGGAGCGCAACUCGGACGCUCAUCCAGAUCAGUUGAUGAUCGAUGUUAGCACAGAGGUCAACGAUUUUUCGGGAAUUUACUCGUUCUUACUCGAUUUUUUGCCUGUAAACGGAGUUAUACUAUUCAUUUUGAAUUAAAAUACGGAUUGCAGAACAUUUCAUCAAGUUUUGAAAAAAAAAAUCGAUUGCUUAGUUCGAAUUAAUUUCUUACCGCGUUUGAAUUAAUUGAGCAAAGGUUAUUUCUGAUUCUCCAAAAUUUAGCUAUAUUUUUCAUAUUCCCAUAGUGAUAUUGGGUUUCACGGAAAUACAUUAAAAACGACAUGAAUUACGAGAUUUUUCAACUUUUUCUUGUUAGGCCAUCAAAUAUUCGAAGCUUAUCGAAUUCGAGUGCAUCUACCCUGUCUUCAACAGCGAUUUCUACGCACUGGUAAUUUUUCCAAACGUAUAUUUCGAUAGUAAACUUUUUCCAGGCAAGAUUCAAGGCAUCUGAUGGAUCUACGAUACGGAAAAUGGUUAAACUCUGCUGUAACGAAGAUACAUGGACCGUUCAAGUGGUAAAAAUUUGACGUUUAGUGCACCGUAACCGAAAAAAUGUAUUGACCGCAAACACUCUCUGCGUCGAAAAUAUUUUAUUUUUCGCCAAAAUAAGUUUUUUGCGGUGCUUCGUGUAUUUGUGUUCUUGUUUUCAUAAGUAUUAGUUUAAGAACUAAGUGAAUUGACUAUUAAAAAAAAUACUCAAAAAAGGGAAAAUUACGAUGAAAAAGUAAAAAAAAAACUACGCCAAAAAAGAAAAGGCCCAAAAUUUUACAUACCGUACCCCUAAUAAUUGCUUGGACCGUAUACACCCUUUUGCAUCCAAAACAUUUUUUUCUACGCCAAUUGUGUCUUUUCGACGUUUUGUCGGCCAUUUUGUUGUAUUUCAAUUAUUAUGUUUUUUUACUAGUUUAACUCACUCCAGGAAUCACGACCGGUAGAGCCGAUCGAAUCGUUGAUAAUUUGUGGGCGAUCGUCUCGCGGCGCCUACACUUUCGAUGAAUCCAUGCGUGUGGCGAUUUUCUCGCUGAAAGAUGAGAAAAUCGAAGAAGAUGACAGGGAGAAAGCUGAGGUGAUUUUUUUUAAAUUUCGAUCCAUUUUAAAAAUAACGAGAUUCACCAAUAUUAGUCACUGAACUGAAGAAGGAGUUUUCAACUAGCGAGAAAAGUUAAAUCUGGCUGCUGCUCUCUUUUUUUUUAGUUUGAAGGAACUUUUAACAAGUUAUCGCAACAUCUUUUAAGAAAUGAGAACAAUCGUUAGAAAAUUUCCGACUUGAAAACCCUUUUUUCAUGUGUUUUGUUUACCUCAUCAUGAAGCACUUUAUUGCAGAACUACUAAGAAGUACCAUUACUAGUUUCCAGGCCUACGACGAGUACCAUGAAUGGCGACAGAACAGCAAGAAGCGGCCGUCGGCGGCACGACACCCGCCUCCGAAGAUCUCCCUAGACGACGAGGUCGAGCGGAUCACCACCGCCGACUAUCUCGUCAUGGGCCGCAACCGCUACCGACAUCGGAAGGCCGCGCAGAGAGCCGCCGCCCGAGCACGUCUUCUGAGUGAAGGGGCCGACGGAUCGGACGAUUCCGACACCAGUCUCGCAAUGCCCCAUCAUCCUUCCUUGUUGUGA
Messenger RNA from Caenorhabditis auriculariae, 17820 nucleotides. NCBI's taxonomy places the organism in Eukaryota, Metazoa, Nematoda, Chromadorea, Rhabditida, Rhabditidae. The record is from the annotation of a GenBank genome assembly.